UUUUUAGAUUAACAAUGUCGCAGGCUGUUGAUAUAAUUUCAGCGUUUAUUAUAUUCGUACAAGAUGAGACAAUUAGUCGUACUUUUAUUUUUUGUGGUAGUAGUGACUAACUGUCAAGUGAUUUCGAGAAGAAAUAGGCCAGAGGACAAGACAAAAUGUCCCAAGGUUAGGGCAAUACGGAACUUUGAUUUGCAACAGAUGCUGGGAAAAUGGUAUGUAGUAGAAUACUACGCGAGCUCGGAAGAAGCUCUGUCAUAUCGUUGUAUGAGAGCAGAAUUCACAAUGUCAACCAUGGACGACGUUACCAUGAAUUUUACCUACGGGUUCACUGAUGAUCCUAUUAACGAGAUACUUAUGGGAAAUAUCACUUGGAUUAUCCCUAAUCCGGAAGAACCUGCCCACUGGACACAUUCAGAAGAUACGUAUGAAGGUAUCUACAAUACUUACGUCCUAGACUCGGAUUAUACUUCUUGGUGCCUCCUUUUGCACUGUGCAGAAAAAAAGAAAGUACCCAGGUACCUCUCGAGUUUUAUAAUGAGUCGAGAACCAACACUAGGCGUCAACGUCAUCUCCUAUCUGAGAGAAAAGCUGCCCAAAUAUGAUAUAGAUCUGUCGUACGUGUUUCUGAUGCAACAAGAUGAUUGCAAUGGUACCUAUAUCGAUGUACCUCCGCAUGUUCUGGCCAAUAGACCGGACGUGGCUAGCAGAAGACAUCCGAUGAAACACCAUCAUGGAUAGCUUGUAGUUCGUUUUGUAAUAUAUAUUUUCAACGAUUGCAAUUCUGUUUGUUUCGCGAAUCAUUGACUCGCAUGAAAUUCGUGGAUAUCAUGGCAGUAAGGUGAGGUGGAGUGCUGAUACCUUCUCUUUUGGAGCAAUAGUGCUGCAAAUGUAUGGUAUUGCAUAAGUGGGAAAGUUCACUUUUUGAUGUAAGAAAAAAAUAUAAACUUAGUGAAAAGAAAAUUUUUAUUACUAUCAACAUAUUCGUAAUCUCGCGCGCAAAUUCUGAAACACUCUCUUGCAGAGUUCCGGAGUGAUGUUUAUUUCUCGUCGAAUGUUGUCUUUAAGCUCAUUCAGCGUUCGUGGAUUAUUGGAAAACACUUUUGAGUUUAGAUAACCCCACAAAAAAAUAAUUGCCUGGCGUGAGGUCGGAUGACCUAGGAAGCCAGUGAAUGUCUCCAAACUUCGAUAACUUUUGAGGGAAAAGUGCUUUCACCGUGUCCAUCGAAUCCCUGGAAGUAUGGGCAGUGGCCGCAUCCUGUUGAAACCAUGCGUUUCUGUUAAAUCGACGUUCGGUUCUUACAAUAGGAGCAAACAAAGUGUCAAUGUCUUUGUAGCGCUCAGAAUUGAUCGUCAGUGCAUGACCUUUUUCAUCUUCAAAUAAUUACUGCCCAAUAAUACCGCUAGAGAAUUUGGCGCACCAAACAGUCACCUUUGGACUGUGUAGCUGUUGUUGAUGUUUCUCUUUUGGGUUCGCUGGUGCCCAAUAUCUGCAAUUUUGCUUGUUCACAUAACCGUCUAAGUGAAAAUGGGCCUCGUCACUGAAAACAACGUUAUCGAGCCUUCGCUGCGUAGGAAAAGGAUUCAACAUCCGUUCAGCACAAGAUUUCCGUAAUAAGUAAACACUUUCCUUUAAAGCAUGGACUGAUUGAAUUUUAUAAGGUUGAAAACUUAUUUUUUUUUCUUCAUUAUACCAUGCAGUGUUAACCUAGGGAUUUCCAAAGCAGCGGAAUGCUUCCGUACAGAAUGCCGAAUCACUUAUUCGAUGCACAUUUUCUUUGGUUGAUACAGUAGGUGUCACGAAACCUCUUAAUCCACUUUUUCAAUAGGUUCUUACUUGGUGCAUCUCUUGAUUGGCGAAUGUUGUAUCGUGUACAAAAGUUCCAAUGGGCAGCUGCGUAUGAAUCACCGCUCUGAAAGUAAGCCUCGAUAGCAAAAGCACGUUGCUCUUCGGUCCAGCGUUCAAUUGUGACUAUUUAAUCCGCACGCCGAACGCAUCGGUCAAGACCCCACUUCCUCGCGUUUACGGUUACCGCGUAAUUCAAAUUUGAAACGUCAACCUUCCCACUGGACACCCUGUAUUUGUAAUUGCCGUGGAAUAACGGAUGAAAAGCCACGCGUCUUUGAAGUUAAUCGAAUUGGUUAUUCCAAAAACCACCGCAUUUUCGCAAAAUGCCUUUUUCGGUGGAAACGUUUCUUUACGGGUACUAUUUAAGAGCAACUUUUUUAUUUAAACGUUAACCUCAAUAAAUAAGAUCUGUCAAUACAUGUCAAUAUUUGAGUGUAAUUUUCAAUAAUAAGCAAAAAAAAUUAUUCAUAUGACUAUUCGGCUUAAGUUAUAAUACCACUAGCCUUAUUUCCUAAUGAUUACAGAAUACACAAAAAGUUGUCGUAGGGACAGUACUGCUCGUCAAGUGUAGGACGAGAUAUAGGGUUUGCUGGGAUUGCACACACGAGAGUGGGAGAACGCAUUCGGAGCAAAAGACAUGGCGCGUAAUAUACAAUACCUGCCUUUCGAUCUCGAGUGGUACAGUCUGCGUCCUAAAUUAAUCGAAUAAUUUCAAUAAUGGAAUACGUACUAUGUGAGACCUGCUUUUUUAAUCGAAAUUGUGCGCAUAUGUCAAAUUUUUAAAUAUCUUUUUGUGAGCCCAAUAUUCUAAAUUUGGUAACUUCAUUAACGUUACAAGACUAAGUUCUAUCAUUGUCAGCGUUAGAUCCCACGAGCACCCGAUCUUAAGCUAUAUAUUGCCUGUAGAAUUUCAUGUGGCUCGAUAACUCUUAGAGAAAGUUUGUUCAAUGGGUUGAGUUUGUGUGCAUUAUAAAAUUGAGUUUGAUAGUAUAUAAUAUACAAUUAACGAAUCUAUAUCAUUAGGAUAUCUUAAAAUACAAUUCUGUACCUCAGAGCCAGACUAGGUUAAGUACAAAUAAGUAGUUUUGAGAUACUUAUAUAUGAAAUAUUUGUCUUGCAUUGCAUUGAAUACGACUUGAUAUGAGUUAAAAAGUCGUAACUUCCUUAUUAUUAAAGAUAAAUGGACGCUGCAUGUAGCAAAUGAAAAUUCACAAAAUUAUCAUAAGCUUAACAUAUUAAACUCAUUUUUGACAAAAAUGGACUUAACGUAGUCUGGCUCUGGGGCUCAGAAUUGUACGUCCACCAGAAGCAUUUAAAAAUUUAUAUCUAAAGAAACAAGUUUUACAUACUACUUUUUCAAUAUUUUCAAAUGUGCAUAAUACAUUAGUUUUAUAGAAA
Molecule: messenger RNA, 3244 nt
Organism: Acanthoscelides obtectus
Lineage: Eukaryota; Metazoa; Arthropoda; Insecta; Coleoptera; Chrysomelidae
Source: the annotation of a GenBank genome assembly